Molecule: messenger RNA, 568 nt
Organism: Suillus discolor
Lineage: Eukaryota; Fungi; Basidiomycota; Agaricomycetes; Boletales; Suillaceae
Exons: 3
Coding region: 73-321 (82 amino acids)
Source: RefSeq, a predicted model, not a curated record
CCGAGAUAUCAGAAGCUAAUACGGAUCGUCCGCUUAGCAUUUGCCAUGCGCUGACCGACUUGACUCGAGAAUAUGGGCCAAUCGUGUCGUUCCGACAAUCGACCUCGGUUGAUUGCUGCAGGUGAGAUACUUUCAAAUGGAAUGCGUCUAUCCCUGGCUCGUUCCGGAAAUCGAUUCCGGUGCCUCCGAAAAGCAGUACACACCCAUUUGCAGCCCAAAGCGGCAGAGAUAUACCAAGAUAUGCAGCGCGAGCACGCCAUGGAUUUUAUAUUGGACAUGCUGAAUGACCCGAAGAGCCACCAGAAGCACACACAUCGGUAGGUCAUUACUAGGACCUUCUGCGAUCUUUUCAUAGAUAUGGUGCCCGAGCAAGGGCACUGCAUUCCAGAGGGUACAAUAGACUAUGGGCGCCAUUGGAUUCUUUCUCGCGAUCCUAUGGCCUUCCCGGAUCCUGAAGUUUUCAAUCCUCAGCGUUGGCUUGAUUCAGAAGGCUGCCUUAAGGACAAUAUAAAAUUCAUCGUAUAUGGCUUUGGUAGACGGUAAGUCGUGCCUACAUUAUUUGACACAG